Messenger RNA from Hippopotamus amphibius kiboko, 7522 nucleotides. It is a transcript of the gene MORC3, whose product is annotated as MORC family CW-type zinc finger 3. The transcript is spliced from 16 exons. Gene Ontology annotation, cellular component: nucleus; PML body. Gene Ontology annotation, molecular function: zinc ion binding; ATP hydrolysis activity. Bases 1624 to 4230 code for a protein of 868 amino acids. Lineage: Eukaryota; Metazoa; Chordata; Mammalia; Artiodactyla; Hippopotamidae. The record is from RefSeq and is a predicted model, not a curated record.
UGAGGUUCUAAAAAGCUUUUUAUUGAAAAAUAAUAUGCAGGUGUACUUUAUUUAUUUUUUAAUAUUUGUUUAUUUAGGCUGUGCUGGGUCUUAGUUGAGGCACACGUGAUCUUUAGUUGGGGCUUUUGGAAUCUUUUAAUUGCAGCAUGCAGACUCUUAGUUGCAGCAUGCAAACUCUUAGUUGUGGCAUGUGGGAUCUAGUUCCCCGACCAGGGAUCGAACCUGGGCCCCCUGCCUUGGGAGCAUGGGGUCUUAACCACUGUGCCACCAGGGAAGUCCCCUAGAUGUGCUUUGUAAAAAAAAACAAAUGUAUCUCAGUGAUAACAUUGGUAAAGGCUACCUAGCACAGCAACUAUUCAAACCGAUAUCAAAUUAAUCAUUGCUCAACCUUCCCUAUGCUAUUGUCAGAGUAUAAUAUUUCCCUAUACGACUGUCAAAUCAAAGUAUUUUAAUUUGCAAAGUUCCUAAAGCAUUUAUGUUGAAAAUACUUUUAGUCUCAUUAUAAAAGGUCUAUUGUCAAAAAGUGUGAGAAUUAUGGUUUUUUUUCCAAUAGUUGGAAAGUAUAACAGAGUGUAUUCAUUUUUCUGGUGUUAGUAACUAGGAGGAUUAAUAUUAUGUUAGAUUUGUGAUAAUAAAUUUUUGGUUUUUCCAGUAGAUGGAAUGAUCAGGGCAUAGGAUUGUAUUUAAAAGUGUUUUAAUGAACAUGAGAAGAGAGGCAAGAUUGUGAUCAGAUUUGCAUGAUGGAUCAUGUUUUAUUUUCUUGGUAAAAUUCAUGCGCAUGAAUUUUUAAAUUUAAACAUGUUUGAGAAACAUUGUAAAGGAAAACUAUAUUCUUGGGAAUUCUUGGAUGUGCUUUAGUCCUUUAUCAAGGAAGGGUCCUAUGUUGGAUGUGUGAGAAAAAAAAGAAAAUUUGAGAACCUUUCUUUUCUUUGGUGUAGUUAGAUUUCCAGAGUCUCCCAGCUAACAUGUGCUGUUCAGAUGUAAACUCUGAAGUGCAAAUGAGGUAACAUUGCAGCUAUUCACGGUCAUUCUAUUUCAUGGCAACCUGGAGGAGCCCCUCAGCCUGGGGUUGUUCACACACAGUGCUUCUCCAGUUUUGGGUUAGGGCUGCUGAAAGUCAUGGUGCUCGUCAUGGUGUGUCAAGUUGUAAGUUUUUUUAUGAAGCUAAAGUGAUUGAUGAAAAAGAUUAUUCGAUUCUAAUUGAAGGCUUACAGAGGAUAGUUUGAGAACCAUUAUUUAUAUUAUAAUGAAGACUUCAAAAUAUACCUCAGAAGUAUUUGUAGUCAGUUAAGGAUAUUCUGAUAGGUCUUAGAUAGUUCACAAGUUGAUUUUAUUACUGCCACUGUUGUAAUUUUUUUCAUUUUUCUCUGAUGUAUUCCCUCAUACUUACCUGUUUUGAGAGAAACAAGUAUGCUAGGCAAGAGUGUUAACUGGUGAGGUGUACAGAGGUGAGAAAGAUGUGCCAGCCAUCAGAAACUUUUCUGAGAUUGAAAAGGGCUACAAUUUGAAGAACUGUGUAGAGAUAAUGCUUAUGAUCCUGACGUGAAUGCUAAACAGAUAUGGAUUGACAAAACAGUGAUAAAUGACCAUAUAUGCCUGACAUUCACUGAUAAUGGGAAUGGGAUGACUUCAGACAAAUUACAUAAAAUGCUUAGCUUUGGCUUCAGUGACAAAGUCACCAUGAAUGGUCACGUCCCAGUUGGAUUGUAUGGGAAUGGCUUCAAGUCAGGUUCUAUGCGUUUGGGUAAAGAUGCAAUGGUCUUUACCAAAAAUGGAGACAGCAUGAGCGUGGGCUUCUUGUCUCAGACCUACUUGGAAGUCAUAAAAGCAGAACAUGUUUUUGUGCCAAUAGUGUCAUUCAACAAAAACCGACAGAUAAUUAAUUUAACAGAAUCAAAAGCAAGCCUUGCUGCAAUUCUGGAACAUUCUCUAUUUUCUACGGAACAGAAGGUACUGGCAGAACUCGAUGCUAUCAUGGGUAAGAAGGGGACAAGGAUCAUCAUCUGGAAUCUCAGAAGCUACAGAAGUGCAACAGAGUUUGAUUUUGAUAAGGAUAAAUAUGACAUCAGAAUUCCAGAAGAUUUAGAUGAGACAGCAGGGAAGAAAGGGUAUAAGAAGCAAGAAAGGAUGGACCAAAUUGCCCCUGAGAGUGACUAUUCUCUGAGGGCUUACUGCAGCAUAUUAUAUCUAAAGCCACGAAUGCAGAUCAUCUUGCGUGGACAGAAAGUGAAGACACAGCUAGUAUCGAAGAGUCUUGCCUACAUUGAACGUGAUAUUUAUCGACCCAAAUUUUUAACUAAUAAAACUGUGAGAAUUACCUUUGGAUUCAACUGCAGAAAUAAAGAUCAUUAUGGGAUAAUGAUGUAUCACAGAAAUAGACUCAUCAAAGCUUAUGAAAAAGUUGGAUGUCAGUUAAGGGCAAACAACAUGGGUGUUGGAGUAGUGGGGAUUAUAGACUGUUAUUUUCUAAAGCCAACUCAUAAUAAACAAGAUUUCGAUUAUACUAAUGAAUACAGGCUUACAAUAACAGCACUAGGAGAUAAGCUCAAUGAUUACUGGAAUGAAAUGAAAGUGAAGAAAAAUGCAGAAUAUCCUCUAAAUAUGCUAGUUGAAGAUAUGCAGAAACGUCCUGAUCAGACAUGGGUUCAGUGUGAUUCCUGUCUAAAGUGGCGAAAAUUACCAGAUGGGAUAGAUCAACUUCCAGAAAAAUGGUAUUGCUCCAAUAACCCUGACCCACAGUUCAGAAAUUGUGAUGUUCCAGAAGAACCUGAAGAUGAAGAUUUGGUGCAUCCCACUUAUGAAAAAACCUACAAAAAGAAAGACAAGGAAAAAUUCAGGAUCAGACAACUGGAAACAAUUCCUCGGAUUCCUGCUGAACUCUUGUUUCCAACAACCCCAGUGUCAAGUCAAAGCUUUACUCCCAUUAAGGAAAGUGUCUCAAGAGGACAUCUUUCAGAAGCAGCAAAUACUUAUGCAACAAGACUUCUAAAUAAUCAUCGAGGCUCACCCCAGUCUGAACCUGAGAAUAACAGCCUGAAACGGAGACUCUCUGCUCGUUCCUCAAUUUUGAAUGUGAAGAAUCGGAGAUUGAAUAAUCAAGCAUUUGAAAAUUCUUAUAAAGCCAACGAUGACGAUGAAGAUGUCAUCAUCUUAGAAGAAAACAGCACUCCCAAGCCUGCAGUAGAUGAGGAUAUUGAAGUGAAGUUGCAGCACAGUCACAUGGAGCAAAGUGGUGUUCAGGUGGAGCCUGUGGGUGAUAAUGAACCUUGUGGCCAGACUAGCUCAACAGGCACCUCAUCAUCCAGGUGCAGUCAGGGAACUACUGCGGCCACCCAGACUGAAGUACCUAGUUUAGUCGUGAAAAAGGAAGAAACUGUUGAAGAUGAGAUAGAUGUCAGAAAUGACACACCCAUACUGCCAUCCUGUGUGGAAGCUGAAGAAAAAACACAUGAAACCCAGGAAACCUUUGAUAAAUCUGCCAGUGAUGCUGGUUGCCAAUUAAAUGAACUAAGAAAUGAGCUGCUUCUCGUCACUCAAGAAAAAGAAAGUUAUAAAAGACAGUGCCACAUGUUUACUGACCAAAUCAAAGUGUUACAGCAAAGGAUACUGGAAAUGAAUGACAAAUAUGUGAAGAAGGAAACUUGCCACCAGUCUACCGAAACUGAUACUGUAUUUUUACUUGAAAGUAUUAAUGGCAAAUCUGAAAGUCCAGACCAUAUGAUAUCUCAGUAUCGGCAAGCUUUGGAAGAAAUAGAAAGGCUGAAAAAACAGUGUAGUGCUUUACAGCAUGUAAAGGCUGAAUGCAGUCAGUGUUCCAAUAGUGAGAGUAAAAGUGAAAUGGACGAAAUGGUUGUGCAGCUUGAUGAUGUAUUUAGACAGCUGGACAAAUGCAGUAUUGAGCGGGACCAGUAUAAAAGUGAGGUUGAAUUAUUGGAAAUGGAAAAAUCACAGAUCCGUUCGCAGUGUGAAGAACUGAAAACUGAAAUUGAACAAUUAAAAUCUACAAGUCGACAAAUAGGAGAUGUAUCAACAUCAAGUAACAUCGAGGAGUCUGUAAAUUAUACUGAUGGGGAAAGCCUCAAACUUCGAUCUCUUCGCGUUAAUGUAGGACAGCUCCUGGCUAUGAUUGUACCUGAUCUCGAUCUUCAGCAAGUGAAUUAUGAUGUUGAUGUAGUUGAUGAGAUUUUAGGACAAGUUGUCGAGCAAAUGAGUGAAAUCAGUAGUACUUAAAGUAUGUUUUAUGUGAGAUAAUAAAAAAAUAUUUGCUCAGUCUUUCUGGUUGUACAGCUUUCAAAAUGUAAACAACUUUGUUAUAGAUAUGAUAGGUAACAGACUGAGGAACCAUAAUGUUUUCUGUAUUCUAUGCAUUCAAGUAUGGACACAGAUAUUGUGGACACCUUAUCACACCUUUUGAAAUGCCUGUGAAUCAUUGGUAUUGAGCAGCUGCGUAGCUAACUCAUGAUUCUGCUUUGAAAUGUAAAUAUUUAUAAUUAAGUCGCACAUAUUUUUUUAUUACCCUAGAGGACUCAAGUGUUUUUCACCAAGAGGUUUUCAGGUUGCCCGUAAGCUUUGUGCAAUCUUUUCCGGUUCCCCAAAGUGUAUUUUUCUCUGCCUUGAGGGCUGUGCCAUAAUACAAGUGGAGGUGUUCCCUUUGAUUUUCUUACAGAGAAGUUUAAAACAGGGUUUUUAAAAAUGGAGUAACACUCCUGAUGAGUUGUAAGUGAACUGAGCAUUAGUGUUUCUUUUCUAUAAAUUUUAUCUCCUGAAAUGUUUUAUUCAUGAAGAUAAAGUAAGCAGAAACUCAGUCCAUUUUGCCAGGAUUUUUUUUUUGUGCUGAGCCAAUUAUGGUUAAACGCAAAGUGUUUUUACAGAAAAAGUAGUGAACUUUAGUAUAAAAAUAUAAAAAAUAUUAAAUGUCCCACCACAUUUACUUUGAAGCCCAUUUUUGGCUGCUUAGUCCGCAUGGAGUGGGCACAAUAAUUGUUUAAUAUUUCUUUUUGUGAAAUUUCCUGUACAGCCUUUUGUAGGAUUACUACAGGUUAAUAUGAGUUGAGGAAGACAAUCUUUCUCCAGCAGUACUGCAUACCUUUUAUUAUAUUACAAAUCUAAGUGUUUUAUAUCCUGGAGUUAAGCAGCAAACAACCUAGGAUUAUAGUAUUACAUGCCAUAAAAAUUAUGCUUUUUUGGUCCCAUGUUUUGUGCAAUUAUAAAGAGAUGGCUUUCUAUUAAGUAUAACGAUGUAUAUAUAAUUAAGAAUCAUAUUUUCCACAACUAAAAUGUGCAUUAUUUUUUUCAAAGUUUUAUCAUUGCUAUUUAUUUUUACUUUUGUUUCUGAACAUUGAAUACAUGUUCCUUUUGUAUGCUUAAUUACAUGUCUGUCAUGUACAAUAUUAAAUUUUUACUGUACAUUAACUUCUAGAAAAAGCAAAUAAAUGAAAAUUUUAUUUGCUUGAUAAAGUAAUUGAAAGUGUAUUUUUGGUAUGAAGCUGGUUUUCUGUCACAAUUGUAUCUGCUCAAAUUUUAAAAUAUCUUGUAAUAAAAUAAAAAUAUAUAUGAUGGCUAACACUUCAGAUAUUACUUUUAAGGAAUUCUAUAUUCAAGUUAUAUUUUGAAAACUAAGAUUGUGUCUGUUAAGACCCUCAAGUUGAGCUCAUUUUACUGUAUUAAUUAGAAGUUAUAUUUAGAAGACCAUUACUGUUUGUUUCCCUUAAGACUCUAAGACUGGGCUCACCUUGAGAGGGUGUGUGCGCGUUUUACACUCAGAAAGAAACUUUAUUUGUAUAAGUCAUUUAAUCUAAAGAAACCUUGCCUAAAUGAUAGCAGCUGUGUAUAGCAUGUCUAAGUUUGUGAAUAUUUAUGUAGCACUUAUUUCUGGAAUUUGCUAUCUUUCCCUUCCUUUUGGUCAGCUAUAUUCUUGCAAAAAUAUGUAUUUUAUGUGGCUAUUAACUGGCUUAUUGGGAAAGUUAAUCAUAGAAUUAGUAAGAGAAACUUGCUUGCUAAAUUGAUUCUUUGGAAAUACUUACCUAAUAUUCACUCUUUAAGAAAAUAUUGCCAAGAUAUGACUCUGAAAAUGUGGCUAGCAAAUUUAACAGAAGAACAUACAUGGGAUUUCGUCACAUAUAUUGAGGUAGCAAUACCUGUCUUUUUUUGUUGUUAAAUUUGUUAAAAAGGCUAGUGUGGGAGGAUAGUGUUGCUUAAACUAAUUAUUGAAAACUUUGAAACAAAAACAGUAAGAGGACAGAAACCAGAAUAGUCCACAGGACCUCAGCUGAGACCACAAAAUCAGUAAAAGCUAAGUGUUCCCACAGCAGGAGUGGUGUGGCAUAUCGAUGUGUCCUUUAUUUGGGCCUCAAAUUCCUAAUGAGGGCAGGAGGUGCUGAUGUCUCUGCCCAUGGUCUCAGACACUUGAUUCUUGCUGUCACACGGCCCUUUAGGUCAUUAUUUGUCGUGGAGGAAUAAUUAAAGUGAUACGUACUGGUGCUUCUCACCACUGGCUGCAUAUUAGAAUCACUUGGGGAGUUCUUAGGAAUCUCAGUGUGAGGAUGCACACCAUACUAAUUGAGAGUUUUGGGGGUUGGACCAAACUGUCAGUCUUCUUUUUUUAAGGCCUCCCAUUGCACUGUCAGAGCAGGGAGCCAUUGAUCUAUGCCCUCUGGUGAUGGGUCAUUUUUUAAGUGUUGAACUCAAGUACUUCCUGAAACAAACUCAGGUUCUGCAUGGCCGCUUUCUCACUGGGGUUAGCAAGGACAGGGAGAGGGAAGGAGAGUUGAUGCCCAGGUUAGAAAUGUAAAUACGACAGAGUGGUGUAAAGUGAAAAGACUUCCCCACCGCCUCCCUAAAGGUAACCACUAUUGUUUUUUGUAUGUCCUUCCAGAAAAUAUUAGCUGCAUACGUAUACACAUUCAUAUAUAUGCAUUCAGUUUAUAUUAAAUUUUGUAUCUUUAUAUUUGAUUAUAUAUUUGUAUCAAAUCUACACAGGUAUUACACCAUAUAAUUAGUAACAACAGUUUUAGUAGCAUUUUAUGACAUGAAUAUGCUCCCAGCCCUCAUUUCUCAUCUUUUGAUAAUACAAAAAAUGCUACUGUGAAAAUAAAUAUACACCACACAUACUUUUUUAAGUACAUCCAAAAUGUAAAUUCCUCGUAGUGAAUACUGACAGGUCAGAGUGUAUGCCAUGUUAAUUUUAAUAAAUGUUGCCAUCCAAAAAUGGUUGCGAGUAUUUAUACUCCAGUGAAACAUAAAUGUAUGAGUGUGUUUUUUCCUCUCCAUCAAACUUACUGAUAUGUGGGAAAAUGCAGCUUGUACUUCUUUGUCUCAGGUUGAACGUGUUUUCAUUUGUUUUAUUGGCCAUGUUAAUUCCUUUUUCUGUGUACCACGUCAUAUUCUCUGCCUAUUUUUUUCUGUUGGGUUCUUUGGUUUAUAGCUUUAAAGAAGCUAAAUGCCUGUUAAUGUGGCCACAAACACUACCCAGACAACUCCUAGCUUUCAGGAAAUCCACAGUUGGUUAACUUACUUUGCACAG